CACACACACACACACACACACACACACACACAGAGAGAGAGAAAACAAUAUUGAUUGUCCAACGACCAACUUAACAUUUCUGUACUGUGCAUUGUGUUUGUUGUUUAUUUGUCACUUCCCAUGGUGCCGUACUACUUCCUGCACAGCUCGCCAGCCCUGCUGACCCCAUGAGAAGAUUAACAGCUGACCUCCCUGUGUGAGCAGAGGGAGGUGAGGGGGGAGUGUGGGACGGCCCCCUCUGGUCCGCAGCUGGACAGCAGGCAUCCUGCCAGUUCGCCUUGACAUCACUGGGAGAGAAACCACAGCACCAGCUUUACCACAAAAAAGCCAUCCCGCUUGUAUUUAUUUUUGAUAGCUGCUUGUUAUCUCUCCGGUGGAAGAUGAUCCCAAACUGAGAACAACUACUGGCAUCUCUAUUCAGGAACAAGAAAUCAACUUUCUGGGCCUUCAGUAGCUCAACUGCCACACAGAGCACAGGAAUCUACAGUAGUCUCGCUGAUGGCUUUCACCAUGAUGUGCAGCAGGGUGACAUUACACGAGCCCCAUAACAGUGACUACAGGAGUCCUACGAGAAUUGACCCCCGCAGGAACUCAAUUCCACCAGCACAGACUCUCACAGCCAAACACCUCCCUAGACCACCCCCAGAAUCAACACGCUUCACCCCAUAUCCAAAGAGGGUUGCAGCAAAAAUCAACAUGGAUUUGACAAUGCUCCACUCCACAAGAGUCUCUCUCAUCCCCAGCUCAAAUAACAACAAUGACAACUUCCCAGUUCUCUCACCCCAGCCAUCCCCCUCUGCAUCCCCCCAGCCACAGCCCCAGAGCCCAGGGCCCCAUCAGGUUGUUGCAGGAUUGAUCAGCCAGGAGGUAGACACCUGCCAGUACAUCAUCCCCACUGAGGAGCCAGAGGAGCCAGCCACUUCUCACCGCGGACGCCACCUCAAGCGUUUCAGCUCCAGGUGGUACUCAGGCGCUCCCUUUGGUGGCCCCUUUGGUAGCACCCGUAGCUCCGCCCAUGGCACAAGUGGUGAGAACAAGCCCCACAAGCUACGCUGCAAACUCCUAGGUGACGAGAGGCCAAGUUAUGGCACAGCCAACAAGCAGCGUCAGCGCUACGUCACUAAAGACGGGAAGUGUCAGGUCAACCUGGGCCCUAUCGAGGACAAGAGCCGUUUCCUCUUGGACAUCUUCACCACUCUGGUGGACUUGAAGUACCGUUGGUUCCUCUUUGUCUUUACCAUGUGCUACGUUGUCACGUGGGUGGCCUUUGCCGAGAUCUACUUCCUAGAUGCCUGGCUGCGGGAUGACGUGGCCCACGUCCACGACCCUCAAUGGCAGCCGUGCUUCGAGAAUGUGGACAGUUUCAUCUCCGCCCUGCUUCUGUCGGUGGAGAGCCAGAGGACCAUUGGCUAUGGCUCUAGAUUGGUGACGGCCAACUGCAUGGAGGGUGUGGUUCUCCUCAUGGCCCAGUCUAUCAUUGGCUCCAUCAUCGAUGCCCUCAUGGUUGGCUGCAUGUUCGUCAAGAUCUCCCGGCCUCAGAAAAGGGCCCAGACUCUGAUCUUCAGCAAGCACUGUGUCAUAUCGGAGCGCGACGAGAAACUCUGCCUCCUCUUCCGCAUCGGAGACCUGAGGGCGAGUCACAUGGUGGACGCCAAGAUACGAGCCAAGUUGAUCAAGUCCAGACAGACCAAGGAAGGGGAGUUCAUACCACUGGAGCAGUCAGAGAUCAACCUGGGCUACGAUACCGGAGGAGACAGGCUCCUGUUGGUCGAGCCACAGACCAUCACCCAUGUAAUCAAUGAGAGCAGCCCCUUCUGGGAAAUAGGGGCUGAGCGUCUGACAAGGGAGAGAUUUGAGAUCAUCAUCAUUCUGGAGGGAAUCGUGGAGGCGUCAGGUAUGAUAUGCCAAGCCAGAACCUCCUACACUGAGGACGAGAUUCUAUGGGGCCACCGAUUUGAAUCCUGCAUGUCUCUGGAAAAGGGGUCUUACCGGGUAGACCGUGGUGCAUUUGACAAAACCUUCACAGUACAAACCCCCACCAUUAGUGCUAAAGAGAAGAGUGAUGAAAAAGAAGAGGUCCUCUUUUAGAUAAUAGGACUGUACUAUUCACACUGAGCAAACAGCCCUUGUAUUAAUAUAAUUUAAAGGCCAAGACUUCUUGUGAAUGCCCUUAGUUCCCUCCCCUCCCUGAGACAAACUUUCCUGUUGUCUCUAAUAUUGUGGACAAACAUUAUUCAAAAGAGUAAGACUUAUACAUUAGCAUGAUAAUCUACACCCUCAACCAGAAUUUGAACUGUGUUGACAGGGACAGCAUUCAUGUGGGUGAUUUACACAGAAGUUAGUGUAGUAAUGAGUAUGCAGCCAUGACUCCAUGCUUUGUUAGAUUACAAUACUGUUUGUGUCUGUGUGUCUAGUUUAUAGUUCAUAAUGGAUAGUUGUAGUUCAUUAUGGAUACAUUUGUUAACUGCUACCUCCCAAAUCAUAGAAAUAUGGAACCAAUCAUUAUAGGUGUUGAAACUGCUUCCCUCUUGUUUUUGUCAGGAUUUUUGUUGUUUUGAAAGGUUAAAUCUGUAGCCUGUUUUGAAUCACAAUGUCACAUGUAUUUCAUAGUGAUUGUGAAUUCAUGAUGAUGUAGUGAUAAGGCCAUAAUGAUUCAAAAUGUGAUACAUUUGAAUGUCAGUGUUGUUCAGCUGUUAUAUUUACUCUGUCCUGAUGUAAAUGUAUAACACAUAUCAGUCCUCUACAGUGCCUUGAAAAGUGUCCUCCACCAGAGUUUUCUAAUAUGGUUGCCUUUUGACAUAUUAAACUUUGAUUCUUUUUUUCUGAGAA
Salmo salar (Atlantic salmon) is the source of this 2829-nucleotide messenger RNA. Its product is annotated as G protein-activated inward rectifier potassium channel 4. NCBI's taxonomy places the organism in Eukaryota, Metazoa, Chordata, Actinopteri, Salmoniformes, Salmonidae. Gene Ontology annotation, molecular function: inward rectifier potassium channel activity. The record is from RefSeq and is a predicted model, not a curated record. Gene Ontology annotation, biological process: regulation of monoatomic ion transmembrane transport; potassium ion import across plasma membrane. Gene Ontology annotation, cellular component: plasma membrane.